This is a messenger RNA of Hyla sarda, 6975 nucleotides long. RefSeq names its product nuclear receptor coactivator 6 (gene NCOA6). The coding region runs from base 296 to 5989 and encodes 1897 amino acids. Gene Ontology annotation, biological process: positive regulation of transcription by RNA polymerase II. The transcript is spliced from 15 exons. The record is from RefSeq and is a predicted model, not a curated record. Gene Ontology annotation, cellular component: histone methyltransferase complex; nucleus; transcription regulator complex. Lineage: Eukaryota; Metazoa; Chordata; Amphibia; Anura; Hylidae.
GCUGUACCAUGUUAGCAGGGGGGUUCUCUUUGUUUUGCUUUCCAUUUCUGCCUGUCUUGUAAAUCUGCCGUUCUCGCUCCCCCCUCUGAGCGCGCAGGGUGGUACAGUCUGGGCCUCGCUGUGUUCCGUUGUUCCCGGGAAGGCGUCCGGUGUCAGCGUGGGGCGCUGCAGCUGUAGAUCAGACUGAAGAUGUCUUCUGCCGCCUUCAUCCUGAGGAAAGUGCGCUGUGUAGAAACGUAGAGGGACACGUCUGGAGCCGUGACGGAGAAUCUGAGACGUCACAAGACUCACAGCCAUGGAGUCGGGAGACCCCGGUGACCUCCAGGAAAGACCCCUGUCUCCUUCCCCAAUAGACCUGGAGGGGGACAGCGACUCUGGGAUAGAGGACGAACCGCACGCAGAGGACAGCGGCUCCACCAUCUUUGUAUCGUUCAGAGGGGACAUCGGAGAUAUAGACUUAAAGUGGAAGCUUGAGAAGAUUUUACACGGGGUCCCCGAUCUGAUCAGCAUGGAGUCCAGCCGUCUGAAGCUGAGGAAGGUGGAGCCGUGGAAUAGCGUCCGGGUCACGUUCAACAUCCCCAGAGAGGCCGCCGAGCGCCUGCGCCUCCUCGCUCAGGGCAACAACCAGCAGCUGCGCGACCUCGGGAUCCUGUCUGUCCAGAUUGAAGGAGAAGGGGCCAUUAACCUUGUGUUACCCCAAAAUCCUGCACAAGAGGUGCGAAUGAACGGGCCGGUGGUGGCGGGAAAUGCCAUGAGGAUCGACCCCGGCUUUGCAGUGCAGAAUCGAGCGGGUCUGGUCAGGAUGAACAACCCGGCAGCUGCCUCCAUGAUGUCCCAGGGGCCCCACGUCUCCUCUGCUAUGAUGGCCGCCCGUGGGAGCGCUGAACUCCAACCAAGGGCUCCCCGGCCUCCUUUACAACAAGAUCUCAUGGAUCCCUUUGUAUCUGGUCUGAACGCUCAGCCGCAGAGUCAUCCCUCGGGGUCCAUGGCUCCUCAGAUGCACCCCAUGCCGGGUGUUGUUACUAACCGGCCGGUCAAUGCCACCAACUUCCAGCAGUUUCAGCAGCAGCAGACCCGCCUGCCCCAACAUCAGCCAGUGUCCCAAGGCCUUCGUCCUGCUUUUGCCACCCCCGCACAAGUCCCUGUGCCCCCGGGCUGGAAUCAGCUGGCAUCAGGAGCUCUGCAGCCUCCUCCAGCCCAAGCAAGUAUGGGGACCGUGGUCUCCAACCAACAGUGGAAGAAAUCUUCUCUGGGCGGAGGUCCAUUACAGCAGCAGCAGCCGUUUCCUCAGAGGCCAUCACUGUCCGCAGGGCAGACACCCUCUCACCCACCACCUCCAUACCCAUUUGGCAGCCAGCAGGCAUCACAAGUUCACUCCAGUUUCCCUUCCAUGGCCAGUUCCAACCAGUUCACCUCACCUCCGGUGAAACCAAUGCAGGGGGCACCUCCGCGGGUGCUCACUCCAUUGCAGCAGCCUCAUCUCUCCAAGUCUCCUGCAUCAUCUCCUUCCUCCUUUCAGCAAAACUCUCCUGCCUCCUCCCCUACAGUGAACCAAACAUCACAGCAGGCCAUGGGACCACGGGCGGGACAGGGCGGCACAUUGCCCCCGGGGUUUCAGCAGCAGCCUGUGAGCUCUCCAGGACGGAGUGGCAUGAUGCCACAGGGAGGCACAGCCGGGAACUUCAUGAUGCAGCAGAACCAGGGUCCACAAAGUAUACACACAGGAGUUCCCAAGCGGCUUCCAUCAGGAUUUCCAGCAGGACAAACAAACACAAAUUUUCUGCAGGGACAAACCCCACCCAGCGCUGCGGGGUCACCGGCCAACACCGCAUCGGCACAGACGAACCCUGCCGGACAGGCCACAGGCGGCGGUCAGACAAAUGGAUCUUCCCACAGUCAAAUGCAAGGAGCCCACGGGGGCCCUAACCUGAUGCAGACCAAUCUGAUCGGACUCCAUAACAACCUGAGUAACCAGCAGCCAAGUGGCGGUGGGGUGAGCCAAGUCGGUAUGGGCGGCCUGCACGGUCAGCCACAACAAGGAGCCCAGAUCCUCAGCAUGCACCAGCAGAUCAUCUCCUCCCAGGGUCAGAUGGUGAAUCUACAAGGACAGACCCCUCUGAACACGCAGGGACAGCUGGUCCUCUCCAGGAACCAGCUCAUGUCACAGGGAAAGAUGUUGGGGGGUCAGGCGCCUCAGAGAAUGACUCCCCCCAAACAAAUGAUUCCACCUCACAACCAGAUGAUGGUGCCCCAGGGGCAAACGGUUAUGCAGCAAAAUACUGUAAUGGAGCAGAUCAUGCAGGGCAAUAAACAGGGAUUCAAUAACCAGAACACAGCCGGCGUGAUGACCGGUCAGAUGGUCAGGGGACAAACCCCCGGUCUGACCAACACCAUGUUACAGUUCUCGGGGCAGGCUGUUUCCCAGCAGGGCGGGGCGGGCGGUAAUCCUUCACAGGGUGUCAAUAUGCAGGGUCAGGUCCUCCGACAGACUGUCCCGGGCCAACAUCUGCAGCAGCCACAUCCUGAAGCCUCCGCUCAGAGCGGUGGUGAUUUGGGGGCCAUGCUGAAUGAAAUCUCUAUGCAUCAACAAGGAAACAUGGCUCCGCAACAUCAACAACACCUGCAGAACAUGCCAGGGAACGGGGGCCCCGGCCAACACUUUUCAGGCCACGGUCUAUCCUUCGCAUCUGCAUUUGGCCAAGGUGGGAAUGGAAACCAGCUGUCCUGUGGCCAGAGCACCGCGUUCCCUGUGAAUAAAGACGUCACCCUGACCAGCCCGCUCCUGGUGAAUCUGCUGCAGAGCGACAUCUCCGCCGGACACUUCGGGAUGAACAACAAACAGAACGCCAAUGCGGCCAAACCCAAGAAGAAGAAGCCGCCGAGGAAGAAGAAGAACCAGCAAGGAGAGGAACAUAUGAACCCCAGCGAGGUUCGUAUGGACGACUCUGAUCAGACCGGGAUGGUGGCGGAGCAGCUGGGAGCCCUGGAGGCCGGACAGAAGCUUUCAGACUUUGUAAAUAGGCCACCAGGUUAUCCAGCGCAGGGGAUUGAGCAGAGACAACUCCAGCAGAUUCCUCCUCAGUUAAUGCAGCUGGGGCAGCAGCAGGGGCAGAGCGUGCAGACGCCUCCGCAACAGAUGAUGAUGAUGUUAAUGAUGCAACAACAACAGCAACAACAACAACAACAACAAGACCAAAAACCAGUGAAGCUUCCUUUACAGCAAAACCUCUUCAACCCCCGGGCAGCUAUGAACCCCGAUGUGCAGCGGAUGCCCAUGCAGCAAGGUGGUAACAUGUCUGUGAUGGUAAAUCUUCAGGGCUCCGGCCCUAUACCACCUUCUCCAGACAAGCAGAGGAUGUCUAUGGUGUCCAACGCAUCAUUAGGAAACAAUGGUAGAAAGAUGGGAUUUCCAGAAAGUGGGCAGAAUCAAGCUGGAUCCCCUCUAAGUGACGGAUCCUCGGCUGCUCCUCUUCCUGACAUUUCUGACCUCCCCACAGGAUCUGGACCCCAGGGCAGCAUGGCCCCACACUUACUUAUCCCUCAGAACCCAAUGAUGAUGUCUGGCACUAAGGCGGGAUCUGCAUCAGCACUGUCUCUGGGCCAAGGAACGAGCCCCCAACAACAGCACACCAACACUAUGGCUGGAUCUCAUGGGCACCAUUACCAAAGUGUUCAGACCCCAUCACAGACAUCAAGGCCUAAAACACCGAACAGAGCCAGCCCCAGACCUUAUUACCCUCAGACCCCCAAUAACCGCCCUCCUAGUACUGAGCCUUCUGAGAUCAGUCUGUCCCCAGAACGGCUGAACGCCUCCAUAGCCGGUCUCUUCCCUCCACAGAUCAAUAUUCCAUUACCUCCCAGACCUACACUGAGUCGAGGAUUUGAUCAGCAAGGUCUGAACCCGACCACCCUGAAGGCUAUAGGACAGGCUCCACUGGGCCUAACAGUGAACAGUCAGCCAUUUGGUUCACAUGCAAAUAAGAUGGAUAACGGUUCCGGAAAACCACCUAAUGCCGGCGGCAACAAGCGAGCGAGCCCGAGCAACAGCAGACGCUCAAGCCCUGCAUCGAGCCGCAAAACUACACCGAGCCCUGGUCGACAGAACGCCAAGACAUCUAAAAUGAUGCUCGGAGGUCCACAGGCCCCUGGUGUCCUACACAGUGUGGAGAUGCAGAGAAACAUAGUGACCGGCCAAGUAUCCAUGCAAAACUCGGUCGUGGGGCCUCCGAUUGGACAAUAUCCUCCUAUAUCUAUACACAGCGCAGCUGUCCUCCCUGAGGAGAUGAAAGAAAACCCAACCGUGACUCCAGAGAGCGAAGCUCCGACCGUUCAGAUGGUUCCUAAAGAACCAGCAGAAUAUAAAGUCGGCGUCCACCAAGACAUGAAGAUGACCUCCCCUGAGGAACCUCCCAAGAAAGACGCGCUAUUCGCAGAUGUCCCCAAGACUAGUGAAGACAUGACUGCCAUUUCUCCAGCCAUGAGAGACGCUCCCACAUCAUUGAGUCAGUUACUGGACCAUUCCGACUCCCCCAAUAUUAAGCCCCCGAAUCCUGCCCCCGAGACCUCCCUGAUGCAGACGCCUACAGAAGAUGUGAAGACAGAGAUGGCUGCCUUACCAGGAGAAGCACUUAAUAAAGAGGCCCACUGUAUCCCCAGCCUGCAGCCAUACACUGAGCCAAACCCUGGGCAGCCCAGAUCAGAUCCCACGGAGCCCAAUCCUAAUGUACAGAUCGGCCUGCCCGUCCCAUCCCUGAAGAGGCCUGCCGCCCCCACACCUGUGUCCAGCACCAUGCCUCCGAGUCAGAUCACCGUCUUUGUCACGUCCAAUCCUAUUACCACAUCUGCGAGUGUGUCGGCCCCGAUGUCUUCUCACCUGCAGCCCACCUUGGUGCCAACCGUGGUCACAAUGCCAAAUGUGGGAAAUAAAGUGAUGGUAUCUGAGGGACAGGCUGCUGUUCAGACAAGUAGUCGCCCGCAGUUUAUCACUCCAGUCUUCUUUAAUUCUUCAUCCAUCAUCCAAGUAAUGAAAGGUUCUCCGCAGAGUAACAUCCCGACCUCCAGCACCAACCUGAUGCCUCAGUCUGUCGCAGUUGUUGGACCUUUACACAUUUCCCAGUUCCCGGGGCCGCCGUCCUCUUCUGCUCCUACCAGUACCAGCUCCGGCCUCCCAGUCUCCCUGCCGGGCCUUGUCAGUUCAGUACAAAGUGCGCCGCAGUUUACUCCUUCCCAGUCACCUCUGCCGCCACCAACGACUCCGAGCGGCUCAGAAGACAUCGGCUCCCAGCUGGGAAAAUCUCCAGACCUGUGUCCUCCUGCCCCGCUACAGCAGACGGCGUCCCCCCCGCGAGACAACCCCCCGGACACACAGUGCGCUGCAGUGCCUUCUGUAGGGAACACCAUAGCAGAGACAGACAGUCAGCUGACCAUAAGCAACACAGAUAUCGCCGGUCCUGAGAGCUCUGAAGGAAAUGGCAUCAGUAUGUCUGGAGGAACCACACCACAAGGCCCGCAGAUUUCUGCUGAGACUAGUAGUUCUUCUGCUCUGUCGCUGGAUCCUGUGUGUCCUAUAGAUAACAAUCCUGACGACCUUCUGACCUAUCCUCCUCCCGAUCCCUUGAUGUUGGCCGAUAAAACCAGCGAAACCACAUUAGUAGAUCGGAUUAGUACGACCUUCGAUGAAACCGUUCCGGAGCAGAUCUUAGAAACAGCUCCUUGUGAGAACACUGAGCAGGAGGAAGGAGCGGUCAGUGAGCAGCAAACUGUCCCCGACACAGUAGAUCCAGAGUCACAAGACACCAUGGAGAGUGAACCAGCGGAGCGGUCGCGGCCCCCGAGCCGGAGAAAUUCCAGAGCUGAGGAGUUUCCUGCUCCCCAAGACACUUCGGAAGGCGGACAGCGAAAGCGUUCAGUGCGCCCCGGCUCAGCGGCUGGUACAAUGAAAGAAUCGGGAUCCAGCCCCCCACAACCCAAACGGAGGAAGUCCAAGUAAAUUUCAUUUUGUUUUUUUGUCUGGAUUUUUCCCCUUUUUCUACAAUUGCGCUGUUGGAUCCGUACGUCGUGAGCCGCGAUAUCUCUAUUUUUGUAUGGACCGGAGGUGAUUGCGCUUUGUGUUUACACCACUAGGGGGCAGUGCUCGGAUAUGGCCGCCUCAGAGCGUCCUAUGUUUUCUCUAUGAAUUCAAUCACACGGGGGCUUCGGUAUAGCGCCACCUAAAGGGGAUCACAGAAUGGCGCCAUAAAUGUGUGAUGGCUGGGCAGCGCCCCUGGUGUAGAUUGUACCUCAUACUCAUCAUGGGAAAACAGCCAAGAUGGCGUAUUUGGGGGGAUCGGGCCUUCCCAGUAGUCAGACCUGAGCAGAUCAGACUUUGUCAUAUGACUGUGGAUCUCCAGUGGUUGGAAUGAUAACUCCCAGCAUGCCUGCUCCAGAGGAUUUACACUCUCCCUGAAAGGUAAAUCAAGGCUUCCCUCUCAUCUCAGCAGCCGUUGGCUGUGCAGGAAGUUGUAGUUUUGUAACAGCUGCAGUUUGGACACAACUACUCUAAGGGAUGAGAUGGGAGAAAAGCCUUGAUUUACCUUUCAAGGACAGUGUGGAUCCUCUGAGGAGGCAGACAGGCUGUUGGCUGUCUAGGCAUGCUGGGAGUUGUAGUUUUGCAACAGCUGGGGGCACACUGUGACAAACACUGACUUGGUCCAUAAUACGUGUCCGAGGCUGUCGCCAAUUUAGCGGGAGUGAGAGCCGCCAUCUUGUGUAUAUAAUGUAGUAUAAACAACUCUUUGUUUUCCGGCAGUGAAGUCGCCCCCUACUGUGUUGUCAGGGUACUGUAUUUAUACUGCGGGGUCUGAUGAAGCCUCCGCCGACGACUGAAAGGUUGUAAAUAAUUUUAACGAAUCUUAUGGUUAAUUUGUUGUAGAAUUCGACCAGUGGAAAAGUUUGUAACAAAUAUCGGAAUGUUUUAAAAUUAAAUGUUUUUUCGUA